Molecule: messenger RNA, 725 nt
Organism: Chenopodium quinoa (quinoa)
Lineage: Eukaryota; Viridiplantae; Streptophyta; Magnoliopsida; Caryophyllales; Amaranthaceae
Exons: 1
Coding region: 189-461 (90 amino acids)
Source: RefSeq, a predicted model, not a curated record
UCACAUCCCGGAUAAAUUGCGUGUUGAGGACCAAGUGUUCACGGGACAAAUAUACAAUAACGUCAAAUAUGAAGAUAUAGCAAAAACUAGUAGUAUUGAUUAGUAACCACAAUUCCAAAAUAAAAGCAACAAUUCCAAAUUUCCAAAAUCACUUGAAUAUCUUACUCUAACUUGAUCAAUUAUAGGAGAUGACGAGCGCACCAAAGGAAGGACAUGUGAAGCAAGCAGCAAUUUUAAUGAGUGUGCUUGCUGUUGGGUGGCUAGCCGUCGAGCUGGCUCUCAAGCCGUGGCUCGGCAAGAAAGGAGCCACUUCGGACAAGCCGGAACCUACUGAAGCUAAUGAAACUAGCGCGGCUCAUGUUGAACCUACUGCGGCUAAUGAUGAACCGGCGGUCCAAGAAGCUGCUCCAACAGAAGCUCAAGCCGUUGAAGCCGGUGAUGAUGCAACUACAAGCAGUUGAUUUUCCGUUAGUCGGCUUAGCGGCUGUGUUCUUUUCUUUUAAGCCUUUUUCAAUUUAAUAGCUUUAAUUAAACGAUCUUGUUGAUCUCUGUCCUGCCCUUGUGGCUCUCUAAACACCAAAAAAACUUAUUUAUCUAUGUACUGUUUCACGAUCUAAAAAGGUGGGAAAAUUACUAUGUAUUAAGUCAUUUAUUUUGAUGACAUGAAUAAUCAUAAUAAGUGCAUGAUUUCAUUGGUGAUUUAGACCAUUUAGUGGUCAUUGUUU